AUGAUGACCUGCUCUGACGAUGCCCGCCACAUGACGGAUGAGAGCUCAACAUGGAUUCAUCGAGGUCGCAAGGCGGCGCACUGGAGACCUAUUCGCACAAAUCUACAAUCUCAACUCCAAGACAAUCCCCUACAGCUUCUGUUUACAUCCGCUGUCCAACCAAAUAAUAUUACUACACCUUCCGGAGUCACCUUUGGAAAACCUGGACCUUCAUCCUUGGCAGAAUUACUAAGGGCCAUCGAACGCGCCAAGCGAUCAGUCUCUUCAUCUGCCAAAGCUGCUAAUCAGCUUUUGACAUCCAAAGAUGUUGCCCCCUCCUCUACUUCAACUAUGAAUCCCACCGCUACCACUGCCUUCUCCACUUUAACAGCAUCCGCUUCAGAUUCUCCCAUAAAUGAAUCUUUUGUUGCUGUUCUCGGAUUAACUUUCGAUGCCUAUGUGCAGUUCAUGGAUUACACAGCCUUCGCUAGAGCCAUGCAGGCACUAGGGGGCAUGAAACUGGUCUACGCCCCCAGGAUGCGCGAAGCAGAUACAGGCUGUGUGUAA
Protopolystoma xenopodis is the source of this 546-nucleotide messenger RNA. Lineage: Eukaryota; Metazoa; Platyhelminthes; Monogenea; Polystomatidea; Polystomatidae. The record is from the annotation of a GenBank genome assembly.